This is a messenger RNA of Entamoeba nuttalli P19, 1905 nucleotides long. RefSeq names its product tRNA pseudouridine synthase D protein. Gene Ontology annotation, cellular component: nucleus. The coding region runs from base 1 to 1905 and encodes 634 amino acids. The record is from RefSeq and is a predicted model, not a curated record. Gene Ontology annotation, biological process: pseudouridine synthesis. Gene Ontology annotation, molecular function: pseudouridine synthase activity; RNA binding. The transcript has a single exon. Lineage: Eukaryota; Evosea; Mastigamoebida; Endamoebidae.
AUGAAAAGAGGAGAUCAGAAGCCAAUUCAAAAAAUCAAGAAAAUUUCUAUGGUUCAAAGUAUUUCUACGCAGCCAACUGACCUUUCUGCUGUUAGAAUAAUAGAUUACUCAAAAAAUAAUGAAAAGAAAAAUGAUGUAAAAAGAGAAGAGGAAAAAGAAAUGAAAGAAAAAAGAAAAGAACAAAGUAAAAGUCAUGAAAAAGAAGAAAUAGUUAAUGUUAUUGAAAAACCAAAAGAGGUAGAUAUGGGUAUAACAUCUUUUGUUAGAAAAGGAAAAAGUAUUAAUGGAUUAACAAAACAUCUUGUGAGUGAUUUUCAAGUACGUGAAAUUGGAUUAGAUAAUUCUGUAGCAGAUAUUAUUGAUAGAGAAAAUGUGAGAGGUGUUACAAAAAUUACAGAAGAAAAAGCAGAAGAGAUGUUUAAUAAAGAAGAAUGGAUAAAUAAAAUGAGAUCGGUUAUUGGAACAGAAGUAGAUGAAAUAGCUCCCAAAAUUUUUGAUGAGAAAGUAAAUUUAAUUGAAAUUAAAAAACCAUUAAAUAAAAAAGAAAGAACAGAGUUUCAUAUGAUUGUUAAAGAACUUCCAAAUUAUGAUUCAACAUGUGAUAAUGGAAUUCUUGUAUUAAAAAAAGGUGCAAAAAAAAUGCGUGGAGGAAGAGAAAAAAAUUCUAUUUUAAAAUGUGUUUUAAGGAAAUCUAAUAUUGAUACAGGUGAUGCUAUUCUUCGUAUUUCAAAAGCAUUGAAUUUAGGUAAAAAUGCUAUUUGUUUUGCUGGAAUGAAAGACAAAAGAGGAGUUACAUGCCAAUAUAUUACUAUUCCUGGAGUUAAACAAGAAUUAAUUGAAGAGAAUUUAAAAAAAAGUAUAUGUAAUGGAAUUACUUUAAGUCAAUUUGAACAUGUAGACCAUAUGAUUAAAUUAGGAGAUUUACUUGGAAAUGAAUUUAGAGUUAUUAUUAGAGAAAUUGAUAAUGUUGAUGAAGUUCUUAAAAAUUGUGAAAGUAUUAAAGAGUUUGGAUAUAUUAACUAUUUUGGACUACAACGAUUUGGUAGUUGUGGUACAACACAUUUAAUUGGAAAAGCAUUGUUAAAAGAAGAAUAUCAAGAAGCUGCUGAUUUAAUGAUGAAAGAAGGAAAUGAUACUUUUAGUGUUGCACAAGGAAAAAAAUAUUAUAAAGAACAUCAAUAUAAGUUAGCAUAUGAAGUCAUUCCAAUUAAAAGAAAUAUUGAAAAAGCUCUCAUGCAAGCAUUAUAUAAACAAGUUAAACUUGGAGUCAGUAUAAGUAAUGGAAUGUUUAAAACUGCAAUUGAUAAUGCAGUUGUUUAUAAAACUAAAUCAUUGUAUCUUCAUGCAUAUCAAAGUUAUGUUUGGAAUCAAGUUGUUUCUAAGAGAUUUGAAAAAUAUGGUAAUGUAGUAUUAGUAGGUGAUUUGUAUGAAACAAAACAAGGAACAAUUGAUUUUGUUACUGAGGAAUUAUUACCUUCAAUUUGUUUGCAUCAAGUUAUUAUUCCACUUCCUGCACAUGGAGUUACAAUGCCAAAAAAUGAAAUAAAAAAUUUCUUUGAUGAAGUACUUUCUAAAGAUGGGUUUACACUCGACACUUUCCCAACUAGAAUUUAUAACGUUGCGAUAACUGGAGAUCAGAGAAAAAUUGUUAUUCAACCAAAAGGAGUUGAGUAUCAGAUUAUUCAUUAUGGAAAUGUUGGGCAAGACCUUCUUGAUGAAAGAGGAUAUCUUAGAAGUGAUUACCAAAGUGGUGAUAGAACUGGACUUUGGAUUAAGUUCCAAUUAGAACCUUCUGCCUAUGCCACUAUGUUAUUCAGAGAAUUAUUAAAAAUGCCAACUGAUUUGGAUUGUCAAAAACAAUUAACUGAAGAAAUGAAAGAAAAAAUGGAAGAAGAAGAGCAUUAA